Cetraspora pellucida is the source of this 540-nucleotide messenger RNA. The record is from the annotation of a GenBank genome assembly. Lineage: Eukaryota; Fungi; Glomeromycota; Glomeromycetes; Diversisporales; Gigasporaceae.
AUGCCAAAUGCAACAUCUCAAUAUACUUUGUUCUCACCAGCAACUUCUUAUAAUAUUUCUGCUUGGAAUUCUAAUAACAAUCCACAAAAGUAUUAUAAACAACAUAGAGAAAAAACUUCAAACAAAGAUAUACAGUCUCAAUGUACUUUACACUUACUGGAAAAUUCUUAUAAUACGACUGCUAAUACUAAUUCACAAGAGUUAAACUUUUCAGAUGAAGAAUCAUUAAUCAAUUGGUUGUAUAUGGCAGCUCUUGCUAAAGAUUUGCUUGUUAAAAAUUACAAGCAAUUUGUUGCCAGUAAAGUUUGGUGGCAAAAACUUAGUAAAUAUCUUAAUGCUAGUGAUUUUUCAGAGUUCAAAAAGUCUUCUUCCUCACUCAAGUCUCUUGAAAACUUUGUUGCUGAAAGUUUAAAGAUUCAUAUUAAAUAUUUGGUUGCAGUUCAUAAUCAAGAAAAGCCAUCCUAUAGUGAAAAUGUCUUGGCAAAAAUUAAGAUACUUGAUCAACUCACUUUUCAUUUAACUAUUCCGUUGGCAAGUUGA